AUUAUCUAACAAUCAUUAAACAAUCUAUUGAUUUAUUGGUUAAUUAGCUGAAAACAAUUACAGGUUAUUCUACCUGUACUUCCUUAUCAAGUAAAAUAAAAAGACAGAACAAUUGUGAAAUGCCAUAAUACAAGUAAUGCCAAUAUUCUCACUUGGAUUGGAUAUAUUACCCCUUUGUAUUGUUAUUUGAAGUAAUUUUGCAAAACUAUAUCUGUGUAUUUCAGUAUCCAAAUUUAAAACGUUAUUUGAAGGAAUCAUGACCACGAAAAUGGUGAAAAUCGCUUUUGUUUUUAUUUCCUGCAUCGUUUUAUUUCAAUCAACCGGAAGUAUUAAGUUUGAAAAUGCAAAUUUUCAAGGAUAUUACACGUGGAAACCAGGUGACAGUCUCCGAGAGGACGAUUUGUUUUGUCCGAAUGAUUGUACCACCAAUCCAAAACCGUCAGAAUGUUGUUCUUGUUACGCCAUGCCUUGCUGGAAACUCAACGCCGACGCGUGUGGUGUAAAAGUUCAGGAAUUAUAUGUCGAGUACAAAAAUGUCUUAGGCGACUCAACCCUUAUUGCAAAAGAAAAGCCCAAUAACACCACUCUGUAUACAUUAACUCACACUUAUGGUAAGCUCAGAUAUUUCCCGCAAAACAUAUGCAGCUUUGAUGAGUCUCUUGUGGAAGUGGACUUAAGCAACAAUUACAUUACAGACAUUGGGGAAAUAAAAUGUUUGAAAAUUCUGGACUCCCUUAAGCUCGAUCAAAAUAAAAUUGUGAGUAUACCCAACGAUACGUUUACUAUGAUGGUAAACUUACGGUAUCUUUCUAUGAAAAGCAACAAUUUUUUAAAUCUACAAGCAAAUGCCAUUGCACUUAAAAAAGGUAACAUUUUCACCGUAGACCUUUCUUAUAACUUAUUCGACAAAGUUGAUGUAACGAAUAUUUUAAGAACGGGCGAAUUUUGUCAACUUAAAUAUGUGGGAUCUGAAAUUGAGAAUCAAACAAAUACAGACAAUUAUACAGUUACGGACAAAAAGUACGGUCCUGGCAAAAUUGACUUCACUGGCAGUAAAGGAGAGACGUGGCUAAAUUUCUCGAGUUUGGGUUUGGAACAUAUUUCCGAAUUCGGUAAACAUUUUGAUCUUGCACUCUUGUGGGACAACAGCUCCGUUCACUGUGAUUGUAAUAUCGUGCCUUUCCUGAGAGAUCUUGGAAAGUCAGCUUCUAAAUACUGGCCACGUCUCGAAGAUUCUGAUUUCAUUUGCAUUUCUCCUGAAAAAAUGAGAGGCGCAAGCUUAACGGACAUAUAUCAUAGUGAAGACUAUACUAACCUCACCUGCAACCUUCAAGAUUGUCCGGACGGUUGCACGUGCACCGAUGAGCAAUUUAUACAAAAGGUAACAGUUCGUUGUCGAGGUUUGACUAAAUUUCCUGAUUACAUGCCAAUUGGAUACUGGGGAAAUACUGAUAUAGAACUUGAUAUUGAAGAUAACGACAUUACUGAGCUACCCGAUCGUGAUUAUUUCUCAAGGGUGUCGGUGUUAAAACUGAAAGGGAACGUCCUUACUCAUCUACAUGAGAGAGCUAUCGAUAAAAUGAAGAAAGAAGUCGUUGUUGAUAUAACGGACCAAAAACUUCAACGUCUCCCUAUUACAUUUUACAACCUAAGACCUGACAGAAUUAACUUUGGAAAUAACUCAGUGCAGUGCGAGUGUGACAACUUGUGGAUUGGUGACUGGAUUCGAUUGAAAAGUACAAAUGCGUCAAAAACUUACUUAACCUGCUCGACAAAGAAUGGUAUUGUCGACGCAUCUUUGGUAACAGCCGGUUUUCUUGACUGUCAGCAGACGACACCCGAUCUGAUGCCGAUUAUUUGGAGCAUGGUUGCGAUGAUUGCUACCUUGUUCAUUAUAGGCGUUGGCGUUUACCACUUCCAGUAUGAAAUUUUGUUGCUCAAACGGAGAGCUAUGUACAAACGUCAUGAAAAUGCGUUAAACACAAAUAAGUACAUGUAUGACGUUUUUAUUUCAAUGUCCGAAGAUAACAGUGAGGUUUCUGAAUGGGUUAAAAAAUUCCUUCAUCCUCGUUUAUGCAAAGAAUAUUCUUGUUAUAUUCCGGCAUUCGAUAUCAUGUUUGGGGACAUUCGUGAUAGAGAGACCGAAGUUGCGAUCAAAGAAAGUCUCAAUUUUGUUGUUGUGCUCUGUAACAAGUAUCUACAAGACUGCGGCUCGUGUCAUGAAUUUGAGACAAUUUGGAAAUAUUUUUCGAUGGACACAGAACGACAGAUAAUUAUUAUUAAUUAUAUUCCAGUUGAGACUUCUGAAAUUUUAGAUAAAAGACUUCGCGCUUUUACACGGCUGAACCUUGACUUAAAUUUCAAAGAUCGUAAAACAAAACUCUAUGACAGACUUAAAAAAAGAUUGGGGGAGUGUAGUCAACACUUAAAAAACACAGUCGGGUUUGGGCCUCUAACUUCAGAGGAUUUGAUGUCACCCGGAAUAAGAACAGCUGACCGAACAGAAAGUUGCAUGAUGCGACAUCGAGCAAGAAUAAACAUUGUUCAUGGAGGACAUUUGCAUAAGGAUGUUUCUCCAUCAAACAUUAGGUUUUCAUCCAAUAGAUUAAUAUAGGAGAACGCUGUAUACA
This is a messenger RNA of Ruditapes philippinarum (Manila clam), 2630 nucleotides long. RefSeq lists its product as uncharacterized. Gene Ontology annotation, cellular component: extracellular matrix. Gene Ontology annotation, molecular function: protein binding. The transcript has a single exon. The record is from RefSeq and is a predicted model, not a curated record. Gene Ontology annotation, biological process: signal transduction. The coding region runs from base 257 to 2614 and encodes 785 amino acids. Lineage: Eukaryota; Metazoa; Mollusca; Bivalvia; Venerida; Veneridae.